UUUUUACCAAUAACCGCCCAUCUCUACUCUGAAGAAUACUAUUACGACGUGUCUAGUUCUCUGCUACCGUAUUUACACCAUAUAUCUUAAAAUCACGUUAGGUUUUUCUAUUUUCAUUAAGAUCGUUAAAAUAUACGUUUUUAUGUAGGAUUAUUCUUUAUUACCCCAAUAUUAAAUUUACUUUUAUAUUUUUUACUACUAGAAAUUAAAACUUAAAUUUUUAUAAUUAACAGGUUACUGCCAUUUUUAUCGAAGCACUAAAUACUACCAAAGUUGUUCGGAUGUUCGAGUUCGAGGCGUUCGAGGGAUCGAGGUUAGAUUUUUAUUUUUGUGGAUUUUGCGUUUGGCGUUAAACACUUUGAGUUUUCAAUUUUGUUUUAUUGUACCCUCUUUAUUAUUUUUGUAAUUAAGGGUGUUAAAGUUUGUUUUGUGAAGGGCUGUCUAAAUAACUCUGAAGGCUCUCCAGAAAAUAUUUUUAUAACUGUUCCUUUGGAUGAAAGCCGUCGAAGAGCCUGGUUUGAAGCGGCAAGACAACAAUAUGUCAGCAAAAGUACGAGAUUUUGCUGUGAAGAUCCUUUUAACAAAAAUGGAUUAUCUUCCAUUUGAUUUAAAUGAAUCGUCUCUGAAGUAGUCGGACAACCGUUUAAUUUGAGAGGGUGUAAAGAGAUUAAGAAAAAAAUCAACUAAAAAUGGGUAUCAUUUAUCUGCCAUCAAAUUCAACGGCAUCGCAUCGCUUGCAUUUCGAUGGCCAGGCGCUGGACAUGUACGAUUUGGCGCUGAACAUGUCAUGGAACGACAGCAACGAUUAUCAGUUCUGCCACCCGUUUCAUUCCUAUUUACAAUUUUUUACAAUAUUUUACACGCCGAUCAUAGUCGCAAUUGGUUUAAUAGGAAAUCUACUUUCUUUUUUUGUGCUGUUGACUACGCAUUUAAAGUUGAGGAGUUCUAGCUACUAUCUGGCAGCUCUUGCGAUAUCCGAUUUUGGCUUCCUGGUAACAGUUCUGAUAACCUACUGCACCUACAACGAAAUUUUCGAGCUGUUCGACAGAAAAGAAUUUUGUAAGCUUUACGUUUACCUGAGUUCAGUGUGCGCGUUUCUCAGCGUAUGGUUGACAGUUGCUUUCACGACUGAGAGGUUUAUAGCUGUGCGCUACCCCUUACGUAGGCAAUACAUAUGUACGGUAUCCAGAGCGAAAAUGAUAGUCGUUGGAAUCAUAUGCUUUGGAUUACUGUCACAAGUGCAUCUGCUUUGGAUGGUGACAGCUAUCAAGGACGAAGACAGGAAUAUCUGCGAGAUGGACCCAGCGGUGAACUGGUACAUAGCAAACGUCAUCAACUUCUUAGACACUGUAUUCACAUUCGUCAUUCCGAUGACGCUCAUACUAAUAAUGAAUACUCUAAUUGCUAAAGUCAUAUUUAAAUCCCGUCGUUUGGCCUUUACCGACGACGACAGAUUCCGAUUUCAAUAUGCGAGCUCACAAGCGUUAAAUGAAUUGCAGAGCAGCGACUCGACGAGGAAUUCGGACCAAGAAUCGACAGCCUCAAAGAGAUAUAUUAGAUAUGAGGAGUACUCUAUUAGAUGUAAUAGGCAACAUCGAGCUUCGAAUAAUCAAGCUCAGCAUAACAUUAACAAGAUGCUGUUAAUCAUUUCAUCAGUUUUCAUAGCACUAAACUUUCCUAGUUACGUAAUCCGAAUUGUUGCCUACUUCGGUUUCACAAUGAUUGACAGGAUUCCACCUGAGUAUUUACAUUGCGCCCAACUUGUUUCUCAGAUGUUAUACUACACCAACUUUAGUAUAAAUUUUAUACUUUAUGCUUUGUGCGGGCGAUCUUUCAGAUUGUGCUUGAAAAAAAUGUUUCGGGAUUUGUUCAGGAGGAUUGUGUAAAUUUUUCAUUCUGCUGAGUUAAGUUAUUUUUGUAUAAUAUAGAAAAUGUGUAAUAUAAAUUAUAUCUGGAUGAAGCAGAGGGUAACAAAUCUAGAUUUUACUAAAAAGGGAAUAAAUGCGACAUAAUCAUAUAU
This is a messenger RNA of Sitophilus oryzae (rice weevil), 2020 nucleotides long. RefSeq names its product thyrotropin-releasing hormone receptor. The transcript is spliced from 7 exons. Bases 690 to 1886 code for a protein of 398 amino acids. Gene Ontology annotation, biological process: G protein-coupled receptor signaling pathway. NCBI's taxonomy places the organism in Eukaryota, Metazoa, Arthropoda, Insecta, Coleoptera, Curculionidae. Gene Ontology annotation, molecular function: G protein-coupled receptor activity. Gene Ontology annotation, cellular component: plasma membrane. The record is from RefSeq and is a predicted model, not a curated record.